Glarea lozoyensis ATCC 20868 is the source of this 969-nucleotide messenger RNA. RefSeq lists its product as uncharacterized. The record is from RefSeq and is a predicted model, not a curated record. Gene Ontology annotation, molecular function: metallopeptidase activity. The transcript has a single exon. The coding region runs from base 1 to 969 and encodes 322 amino acids. Lineage: Eukaryota; Fungi; Ascomycota; Leotiomycetes; Helotiales; Helotiaceae.
AUGGCGACAUGGUUCGUUCUCGCAGUCGCUGAUCAGAGGGAUUACAAUCGAAGAGGCUUCGUACCAAUAUCGGACCGUAUGCCGCAUAUUUUUGUGAACCCUAGCUGCACCGACUUAAAGCGAAUCAUCCUGAAACAGGCAUGGGAGCAGGCAGGAUGGCUUGCAAAGGCCCAAACAGCAAACAAAACUGGGUACCCGUAUUAUCAGGCGCAUAAGUUUUAUCUGGGCACAGAAUGGAACUCAACCGCUGACAGAAUGUCGAGGUGGCGGAGUAGGUUUAUCCGUAAGAACUUAGAGCGGCUUGGGGACCUGUUUUCCGCUAAAGUAGAUAAACACGAGGUAAUCUACUGGUAUUGCGAAGACGAGCAAUCGAAAUGUGCUCCGGGACAGGUCUCAGGGAUGACUAGUAACAAACGCGAGGGUAUAAGUUUCCCAAAGAACUCGCACACGACAAUUCGGUGUCCGGACUUCUUCUCCCUGCUUACCGUUGCAAACUUCCACGGCCGUGCGGAUUUUGAGUACAACGUUAUGGAAAAUUAUGAGGUCAAUAAUUUUGCCGUGGUGAUGCUCCACGAAGUCUGGAAAUACGCAGAUCUGGUGUCCUAUCCGGCCAUAAAAGAAGAUCAGCAGUACAUACAAGAGGGUCGUACCGAGAAAAUCUGGUCUUUGGCUAGAAACGAGAAUACAGAGGUAGCCUUUGUGACCGCGGACUCAUAUGUCAUGGAUGCACUCGCUAUCUUUAUACAUCAAGGACUCAGAACGAGUAUACCGCCCGCACCUAGGAGAAUUGUUGCUGGCCCGUUGCCUGCUUAUAUAUCGGUCGAGGUACCACCGCCUGCUUACAGCGAUACACCACCAGAUUACUGGGAUGCAGUACGGGGACUGGGUGAUCCAAGUUUGGCAGGGCAGCUAACUGCAAUUCGGCCGUUGUCUACUCCACCGCCUGAGACUACGGAUACAAGUCAAUAG